Molecule: messenger RNA, 1356 nt
Organism: Cannabis sativa
Lineage: Eukaryota; Viridiplantae; Streptophyta; Magnoliopsida; Rosales; Cannabaceae
Product: probable inactive purple acid phosphatase 16
Exons: 5
Coding region: 13-1227 (404 amino acids)
Cellular component (GO): cytoplasm
Molecular function (GO): hydrolase activity, acting on ester bonds
Source: RefSeq, a predicted model, not a curated record
UGUUCUACUUCGAUGAAGAAGUUGAGAAAUCUUUCACCAAUAGUAAUAAUUUUAUUACAUUACACGUGUCUCUGUCUUAACAUUCAGUUAAUCUCCGCCGUUGAAAUAGAUGACGGAACUAACAAGAUCGAGAGUCACCAUUAUGAACGGUCAGGAUGGACGGUGAGUCUCCGGAUGAAAGAGGAGAAAUGGGAAGAGUUAGGGCGGCGGAGUGCAGCGUUUAAGAUUGCUUUGUUUGCAGAUCUUCAUUUUGGUGAGAACGCGUGGAGCGAUUGGGGCCCUAAACAAGAUGAGAACUCAGUUAGAGUCAUGUCUAAUGUGCUUGACUAUGAAACCCCAGAUUUUGUAAUUUACUUGGGAGAUGUUAUAACAGCAAACAACAUAGCAAUAAAAAAUGCAAGCUUGUAUUGGAAUCAAGCAAUUUCCCCAACAAGAGAGAGGGGAAUACCAUUUGCUACUGUGUUUGGGAACCAUGAUGAUGCAACAUUUCAAUGGCCUAUUCAAUGGUUUUCAACACCUGGGAUUCCCCAAAUUCUUUGCCCUCUUCCCAAUUCUACUACUUCUCCAGGGGAAGAAGAGUGUAGCUUUAAGGGUACAACUCGCUUGGAGUUGAUGAAAAAUGAGGUUAAGCAUAAUAAUAUGCUAUCACAUUCUAAAAGUGGCCCUAAAGAGCUUUGGCCAAGUGUGUCAAAUUAUGUUCUCAAACUCUCAUCACCAGAAGAUCCAGACUCACCAGUGGCUUUUCUCUAUUUCUUGGACUCUGGUGGUGGAUCCUAUCCCCAACUUAUUUCAAGUGCUCAAGUAGAAUGGUUCAACUCCACAUCUCAAAACAUCAACCCUAAUUCAAGGGUGCCUGAGGUAAUUUUCUGGCAUAUACCUAGCAAAGCAUACAAGAAAGUGGCUCCAAUAUUUGGUAUACACAAACCUUGUGUGGGUUCAAUUAAUAAAGAGAGAGUUGAUACUCAAGAAGUUGAAAAUGGUAUCAUGGAACUUCUUGUUGAAAGGCCUUCUGUCAAGGCAGUAUUUGUUGGUCAUAACCAUGGUCUAGAUUGGUGCUGCCCACACAACCAACUUUGGCUUUGCUUUGCCCGACACACCGGUUAUGGCGGCUAUGGAAGCUGGGCUAGAGGAUCUAGGAUUGUAGAAAUCACUCAGCAUCCUUUCUCUAUUAGAUCUUGGAUAAGAAUGGAAGAUGGUCAUGUACAUAGUGAAGUUGUCCUUGAAUGAAGUGUUUCCCACUUGAUUAUUUUGUAACAUGAAUUGGUAUUGUCCCACAUAGUGAUGUUUGUAUGAUUGUAUCUAUUAUUAGAUACUAUUUAUAUUGGUUUGGGUUUAAGCUCUUAUAAUUUUGCCUCA